UUCUGUAAAUUUUUAUAGCAUUUUCGAAAUAAUUGCGUGUUUUAAAAUUCGUUCGAGAUCGGAAACUCGAGACUUUGUUGUACAGAUAUCGGAGAAGGAAAGGACGAUUUCCCGGCACUGAAAUUCUGACUUGGAAUCUGUGAAGCUAUGGCCUCCGUUGCUUCGAAGCUGUAUUCAGACGAUGUUAGUCUUCUAGUUUUGUUGCUUGACACGAAUCCUUUUUUCUGGAGCACUACGUCGAUUAAGUUCUCUCAGUUCCUCUCUCAUGUGCUUGCUUUUCUGAACGCAGUUUUGGGAUUAAACCAAUUGAACCAAGUUGUAGUUAUAGCUACUGGAUACAGUUCCUGUGAUUACAUUUAUGAUUCGUCUUUGACACCUAAUGGGAAUUUCGAGAGCAGUGGAAGUGGAAUGCCUGCUCUUUUUGGUUCUUUGCUGGAGAAAUUGGAAGAUUUUGCUGCCAAAGACGAGGAGCUCAGCAAGGAGGAGGAGCAUGAGGAUAGAAUAGCUUCCUCUCUCUUGUCAGGAUCACUCUCCAUGGCUCUUUGCUAUAUACAGAGGGUUUUCCGUUCUGGACAUCUUCAUCCUCAGCCUCGGAUUUUAUGCUUGCAAGGUUCCCCAGAUGGCCCGGAACAAUAUGUAGCUGUAAUGAACUCUAUCUUCUCUGCCCAACGCUUGAUGGUUCCCAUUGAUUCAUGUUACAUAGGUACACAGAACUCAGCAUUUUUACAGCAGGCAUCUUAUAUAACUGGCGGGGUGCAUCAUACACCUAAACAGUUGGAUGGGCUGUUUCAGUAUCUAACGACGAUCUUUGCAACUGAUUUGCACUCCCGCGGCUUUGUACAACUUCCUAAACCCGUAGGCGUUGAUUUUCGCGCAUCGUGUUUUUGCCACAAAAAGACUAUCGAUAUGGGCUACAUCUGUUCAGUGUGUCUGUCCAUUUUCUGUGAGCAUCACAAGAAAUGUUCAACGUGCGGGUCUGUUUUUGGCCAGUCUAAACUUGAUGAUGUUUCAUCUGUCUCUAACAAGAAGAGAAAAGCUCCUGAUACCUAAGUACCUAACAUCAUCUUCUAUGCUGGAGAAACUGCAAAUUUAGUUCAACAGUCGUGCAUUGUCUUUGCGUUGAUUUGAUGUACAAGAAUCUAUGAAUGAAUACCAUAUUGAAAUCAAUUAAAUUACAAUUUUGAU
Molecule: messenger RNA, 1185 nt
Organism: Eutrema salsugineum
Lineage: Eukaryota; Viridiplantae; Streptophyta; Magnoliopsida; Brassicales; Brassicaceae
Product: general transcription and DNA repair factor IIH subunit TFB4
Exons: 11
Coding region: 148-1050 (300 amino acids)
Biological process (GO): nucleotide-excision repair; regulation of DNA-templated transcription
Cellular component (GO): transcription factor TFIIH core complex; transcription factor TFIIH holo complex
Source: RefSeq, a predicted model, not a curated record